CCGUUUGAUCACUGCCGGAACAAACCCCAAAUACCAUUCAAAACCCUAGUUUUUCUUUUCAUAUAUAUAAACCCCCAAAUCUCGCUGUUUAAUCAAACAAUUGCUCUUACAUUCUUCCAAUAUCCAUUGAUCUAAUCACGCUCUUUACUUCUGAUUUCUGUUUUGUUCAUUUUUUUUUGUGUAUUAAUCUCUUUUUUUGCAGGAAUUUUUCAUCUUUCUUAUCUUUGAUAUUUGAUUAUACGUCUAUUAUAUCUAUAUUUGUUACUACUAAUAUCAUGGAUGCAGGAUCUGUAACUUGUUCUCCAGCACGACACCAAAUUCUUCGAAGAAAAAGUUCUCAAGAAAACUUGGAUAGAUUCAUACCGAAUAGAUCCGCGAUGGAUUUUGAUUACGCGCAUUACAUGCUAACACAGUCCAAAAAAGGUAAGGAGAAUCCGGUUGCAAGCUCACCGGCGAAGGAAGCGUACAGGAAGCUGUUGGCGGACAGCCUCGGCAUGAACAGAACCAGGAUUCUAGCUUUCAGGAACAAGCCUCCGACACCAAGAGACGCGGUUCCAAGCGAGUGGUCUUCGGUGCAGCAGGCGAAGCCAGUAAAGGCCCGUAGAUACAUCCCUCAGACUUCGGAAAGGACGUUGGAUGCACCCGAUAUUCAAGAUGAUUACUACUUGAAUCUGUUAGAUUGGGGGAGCGGCAACGUCCUCGCUAUUGCCCUAGGAAAUACGGUGUAUCUAUGGGAUGCUGCAGAUGGUAACACAUCGGAACUUGUGACUGUAGAUGACGAUGUGGGUCCGGUUACGAGUGUUAAGUGGGCACCAGAUGGCCGCCACAUCUCAGUUGGAUUAAACAAUUCGGAAGUCCAACUCUGGGAUUCCACCUCGAAUAAACUGUUGAGAACGUUGAGAGGGUGCCAUCAAUCUCGGGUCGGAUCAAUGGAUUGGAACAACCACAUCCUCACAACUGGAGGAAUGGAUGGCCGGAUCGUGAAUAACGAUGUCAGAAUUAGAGCACAUAUAGUGGAAACAUACUCCGGCCACCAUCAGGAGGUUUGUGGGUUAAAAUGGUCAGCUUCUGGUCAACAGUUGGCUAGCGGUGGUAACGACAAUCUCUUACACAUUUGGGACAGAUCAGUGGCUUCUGUUAAUUCACGGAGUCGAUGGCUUCACCGGCUGGAGGAUCACACAGCUGCAGUGAAAGCACUUGCCUGGUGUCCAUUCCAGGGUAAUCUUCUUGCGUCCGGUGGUGGCGGUGGUGAUAAAUGUAUAAAGUUUUGGAAUACACACACCGGUGCUUGCUUGAACUCGGUGGACACCGGGUCCCAGGUGUGUGCGCUUCUAUGGAACCAAAAUGAGCGUGAGCUGUUGAGUUCACACGGUUUUACUCAGAACCAGUUGACUUUGUGGAAGUAUCCGUCAAUGGUCAAAAUGGCCGAGCUUACUGGGCAUACAUCCAGAGUUCUUUUUAUGGCGCAGAGCCCGGAUGGGUGUACAGUGGCAACUGCUGCAGGAGACGAGACGCUGAGAUUUUGGAAUGUUUUUGGGAGCCCGGAAGUGGCUGCUAAGGCUACCCGAAAAGCUGUUCCCGAGCCUUUUGCUAACGUGAAUCGUAUUCGUUGAUUUUAUGUAAAAAAUGUUGGAGCUACCUACAAACCGACUUGGCCUUUUGCUCACUUGAACAAUAUUUGUCGAAGUUUUGUAUUGUUUUUGGGUGCACUAUAACUAAAGAUACCCAAAAACCAACCCGACUCAUGCUUUUUGGAAUGCUAAUGAGAACACUAAUGAACCGCUGAUUCAUGGUUGUUUCUUGUAUAGUCGAAGUUAUCACGAAUUCUUGUAUAGUCAAAAUAGAUUUGAAAGUUCUUGUAUAAUUCAAAAAGUAACUGAAGGAUGUCAUGUAGCAGCAUAUUUGAUAUGGCUACUUGUAAUUUGGUUUA
Messenger RNA from Helianthus annuus (common sunflower), 1930 nucleotides. Its product is annotated as cell division cycle 20.2, cofactor of APC complex. Lineage: Eukaryota; Viridiplantae; Streptophyta; Magnoliopsida; Asterales; Asteraceae. Gene Ontology annotation, molecular function: anaphase-promoting complex binding; protein binding; ubiquitin ligase activator activity. Gene Ontology annotation, cellular component: anaphase-promoting complex. The transcript is spliced from 5 exons. Gene Ontology annotation, biological process: anaphase-promoting complex-dependent catabolic process; positive regulation of anaphase-promoting complex-dependent catabolic process; positive regulation of ubiquitin protein ligase activity. The record is from RefSeq and is a predicted model, not a curated record. The coding region runs from base 276 to 1613 and encodes 445 amino acids.